Molecule: messenger RNA, 321 nt
Organism: Staurois parvus
Lineage: Eukaryota; Metazoa; Chordata; Amphibia; Anura; Ranidae
Source: the annotation of a GenBank genome assembly
CCUUCUGACCAGGGGAGGACUGACAACUCAUGGGGCCCUCGGACAAUAGGGGAUCAUGGGGCCCCUGUGUCCUUGCCCAAACUCAAAAAAGCCUAUGAAAAAGGUACCAGGGGCAUCUCAUGGGGCUCCCUACUGACCCCGGGCCCUUGUGCAGUGCCUGAGUUUCCAAAUGGUCAGUCCACCCCUGAGAGUUUAACAACUAGGUGGGUUCAUGUGUACAUGAGGCCUCAAAAUUCCCUUGCUGACCAGACCAUUAUAUCAUUGCAGAAGAUAUAUCUCCAAGGAUUGUCCACUUCCCGCACUGAUGUGAUGUCUAUGCAG